AUAUAUAUAUAUACAUAUUCAUGAUUCAUUGUCCGUAUUCAUAUCAUCGGAAUUAAAAAAUGUUAUUUCAAUUGAGAAAAUGCAUAUAUACACAAAUGCGACAAUUUGUAACGUUUCAUAUGCCUAAUAGAUCUCAAGUGAAAAUAAAAACGAUAUAUUAUUGGACAGAAUCGAAAUAUACAAAUUUAAUGAAUCCAAAUUUUAGCAUACAUAGGUCAAUGUGUACUAGUCAAAACGAAGAUAUUAGAUUGCCACCACUAAUGUGGAAACAGAGAGAAGACGGAAAAAACGGAGGUUUCUCUAUUUUACGGAUGCUUCAGACAUAUUAUCUUUUACGUUCAAUUGACAAAGACUUUCGUAUUAUUGAAUUUGUACAAGGAGUUCGUCAGGCAAUAGAAGUAAUAUCUGAUGCUUUAACUACUCAACGCUAUGAAGUAUUAAACGGUAUAGUAACUGAAAAUGCUAUAACUAUAUUAAAAUAUAAUGUUAAGAAUCUUACACAAAGUCAACGUGAUUUAAUAAGUAUAGAAGGUGCCAGUAUUUUACUAGUGCCAGAACUUAUAAAAAUAAGAGUAUUUGAAGAUAAAACAAUGGUUGAAAUAGGAUUAAAUGGACUUUAUUUGAAAUCGCUUGAAAUUUCAGAAUAUUACUUGCUAAGUUUUAAUUACAUAUUUCAAAGAAUAUAUACAAAUAAUGAAGGAGGAACAUGGAUGGCAAAACUAGUCAAUCAUACAACAGAUAUAAUUUAAUAGAUUUCAACUAUAAUUAAAUAAAAUUUUUACUUUAAAGAAAAA
This is a messenger RNA of Apis mellifera (honey bee), 794 nucleotides long. RefSeq lists its product as uncharacterized. Bases 60 to 749 code for a protein of 229 amino acids. The transcript is spliced from 3 exons. Gene Ontology annotation, biological process: protein insertion into mitochondrial inner membrane from matrix; inner mitochondrial membrane organization. Gene Ontology annotation, cellular component: mitochondrial inner membrane. Gene Ontology annotation, molecular function: ribosome binding. NCBI's taxonomy places the organism in Eukaryota, Metazoa, Arthropoda, Insecta, Hymenoptera, Apidae. The record is from RefSeq and is a predicted model, not a curated record.